UGUGCCAUCAACACUACUUGUAUAAUGUUUUAGUAUAUUCCACUUGUAUUGACAUUGUUUAAAUUUAUAAGUUCGUAGCUCGCACAUAUUCAGUGAUGGCACCAGGUGGGAGACCACGUCGUUCGCGCACUGGAUCUACCCCUUCUACUCAUGAUGCGAUGGAAACAACAUCGUUGUCACAUGUUGCAUCGCAGGCGUCUGAUCCCUCAGUCGCGCAUACACCGAGCACUGCAUCGUCGUCGACUAGCCGACGAGGACGUGGACCCACUCGUGGGUUGCUUUUAGAGCGACUUACGCGUGAGGGUAGGGUGACAGUAGAGUUCCCACAGGACUGCAUUAGACCUGUUGGGAACAAUGCCAUGUUGUUUACGUCGGAGGUCGGUGUCUUAUGCCGAUCUCUGAUCCCCCCCACCACUCCCCAUUGGGGGGACGUGACAGAUGAUGUGCGGCAGCUCAUCCGUCAGCGCCUUCAGGAUAAAUUUGACUUGGAUUUGAGUGUUCCGUACAUCUCUCAUGCCGUCGACGACAUGAUGAAGGAGCGGUUCAAGGAUUACCGCAGUAAGUUACACCAGCAAUACAAGCGGUGCAUGAGCCACCAGGAGGCCGUACAGUCCGCACCGCUGCACGUGACCGAUGAGGACUGGCGGAUACUCUGCGAUAGGUUUUCGUCUGAUUCUUUUCAGAAGAGGAGCAAAAUAAAUUCUGACAAUAGAGGAAAGUUAGAAGUGAACCACGUAGCUGGUUCAAAGUCAUUUGUACGACUUCGUCACGACAUGCGAGAUUCCGUCACUGGCCAGGAGCCCGGACCAGUAGACUUCUCUAUCGGCAGUCGACAGGAUCUUGGGUACAUCCUAGAGCCAGCGAGAUUUGGGAGGAGAUUAACACCUUACGCAGUCAGCCCACUCUCGAUGGUACUCAGCGGAGUGAGCCAGAGAUCCUGAGUCAGGUGCUUGGCAUCCGUUCUAGAUAUGUGCGUGGGUUUGGCCAUGGUGCCAAGCUCAUGGCACCCGCUAGAGCUGCCUUCAGCUGAUCCAUCGUCAUUGGCGACAGGGCCGUACGCCGAGCUGAUACUGCAGAGAGAGAGGUUCAGCAGUUACGGGUCGUCGUCGAUGACAUCAAAGAUCAGCUG
Molecule: messenger RNA, 1129 nt
Organism: Magnolia sinica
Lineage: Eukaryota; Viridiplantae; Streptophyta; Magnoliopsida; Magnoliales; Magnoliaceae
Exons: 6
Coding region: 96-941 (281 amino acids)
Source: RefSeq, a predicted model, not a curated record